AUGAUAUACAGCUCAUUAUUGGAGCCAGAAAAUAACGUGUUCAUAAUUUACAAAAAGUCGCUGGAUCCUGAUAUGGAUGGUUGCAUUUGCCUCUCAGACCAAGCUGUGCAAUAUUCACAUCAUAAGAAGCAGGUUAAAAUUAGUAUAGAUAAAGGGUCAGAAAUUCUGGCCAGCUGGCCUGAAGGAAUACAGGAGCUGAAGAGCCGCAGAUUCUGGCGUGCAGUUCUGGCAGAGAUACUAGGCUCACUGAUUUUCGUUUCUGCAGUGUUAGGUUCCUCAAUACCAAAUCAAGGACAGGAUUGCUCAAUUCUUCUGCUACAGCCUGCUCUGGCUGCUGGAUUCACAGCUGUGGGACUUGGCCACUGUUUUGGAGACAUUAGUGGAGCGCAAGUGAAUCCUGCAGUCACCCUGGCUUUUCUUGCCACACGGAAGUUGGACAUUCUGCGAACGGCUUCAUACAUAAUUGGUCAAUGUCUGGGGGCUACAAUGGCAGCUGGUAUCCUCUACCUUACAAUUCCCCUGAAAUCAGCAGCUCGGUGCUAUGUAAACAUGAUAAAUUCUGAAAGCAAUGCGGGCCAAGCUCUGGGAAUGGAGGUCCUUGCCACUUUCCAGCUUGUUUUCACCAUCUUCUCAGUAGAGGACCACAAGCGACGAGAGGUGGGAGAACCAGGAAACCUUGCUAUUGGAUUUUCUUUGAGUGCCGGAAUACUCACUGCGGGUCACAUUUCAGGGGGGAGCAUGAAUCCUGCCCGCUCACUUGGGCCAGCAAUAAUAACAGGUUACUGGGAACACCACUGGGUGUACUGGAUUGGUCCGAUGCUUGGCGCACUAAUGGCUGGUUUUUCACACGAGUUCUUCUUUGCUGCUACAGCCUCUCGUCAGAAACUUAUCAACUGCAUAACAUGUAAAGAUAUUGAGAUCAUCGAAACAGGCAGCGUAUCCAGAUCCUCAUUAUCCACAGUUACCCAGUCAGCAAUGCGAGCAAAACAGUCCAAUAAACACGACCAUAAUUAGAUCUGUUUUAGAUGACCAGAGAAACUAACAAUAUACCGCAAAGCAACUUGCCAACUGUAUAGCUAGGCAACAAUCUGCUGUUACCAACAGCAGUGAACUACUUAAUUGAAGAAAUAUUGGUGAGAGCCACCUGAGAGAACCCACAAAUGAUGUUAAGAAAAACAAAUGGUUGUGUACUUUUCUAAAUGUGGUGAGGCUCAACAGCCUAUAAUUAUGAGGAUAUCAAGUAACAAGUUUAUUCCUGGGGAAAAAAUCAACUAAUUGGACAUCAGAUAAGCUGCUCUACUGCAUGAGUAGCUUCUUGUUCAUUAGCAUUUUUAUGAAGAGAUUAUAAAACUAGAAAAAAAGCAGAGGUUUUCAGCUAUUACUUGUGUUGUUCAUUUUAAAACAUUUCUUAAUUAGAUGUUAACUAUUACCUGAGUUACUUGUUUAACUGGAUUACUCACUCUUACUCUGUUUACAACUAUGAUAACUAUGAUAAAUGUCCCAGAGUAGAACAUAAUGUUCAUCCUUUAUGGAGUAAAAUAUUAUAUAUAUUAUAUAAAUUAUUAGCAAAAAAUGUAAGGAAAUCUAAUAAAAUUCUAGGCAGCUUGGUGGUACCCCAGCUAUUCCUUCUCCUUCACAUCUCCAUUGAGUAGGGUUCAAUUCUUGACCCAUUUGUUUUCUAUUUAAAUUCCAGCCCAUUUUCAUCUAGUUCUUUUAUUACCACACUUAUUGUAACUUCACCUGUUUGUUGUCUGGUACAUAUCUUGUAAUCGAUAUUUAACCCACUUCCUAUUGUUCAUAUGACUUACUCACUUCCGAUGACAAAACAUGAAUCAAUGAUCAGUUUCUUUCAUGUUAAUUAAGAAAUUAAAUUUUCAUAUGAAGAAUAGUUCAAGAUUUCACCAAUGGAUGGUGCUAGUA
This is a messenger RNA of Polypterus senegalus (gray bichir), 1920 nucleotides long. RefSeq names its product aquaporin-4. Gene Ontology annotation, molecular function: water channel activity. Gene Ontology annotation, biological process: transmembrane transport. Gene Ontology annotation, cellular component: plasma membrane. Lineage: Eukaryota; Metazoa; Chordata; Cladistia; Polypteriformes; Polypteridae. The record is from RefSeq and is a predicted model, not a curated record.